AUGGCCAACAAUCAUCGGAAUUCAACAAUGCUUAUGAAAAAUCAUCAUAAGAGCCAUUUGGCUUAUGCACCUGCCAAUUAUACUUCAACUUCUCAGCCAUCGUUUAAGGGUAUUAUACACAUGAAAAAUCCUUCGAUCUAUCCUGGUCUGGAUACUUCACGUCAUCAUCAUCAUCACCAUCAUCGGAUGGUUCGUUCAAAUCCGUCACCACCAAUGAUACGAGGUAAUUAA
Adineta ricciae is the source of this 231-nucleotide messenger RNA. The record is from the annotation of a GenBank genome assembly. NCBI's taxonomy places the organism in Eukaryota, Metazoa, Rotifera, Eurotatoria, Adinetida, Adinetidae.